AUGCCCAGUUUGUUUGGUUCCCCUCAAGGAGUUAUCCCAGCUUGCCAAAUCAUUUCCAACACAUACCAUAAGACAGGCAAAAGAAGCCCUCACCAUCUAUCAGGAAAAGAAAACAUUUUCUGGAAGGUUGAGAACUCAGAGCCAGAGGAAGCUGUGAGCUUUGACCACCUCCAUGCUCUGCAUGAUGGUCUUUUUGGGCACCACUCACUCAAAGAACUCAAGAUUCUUUUAAGCAAAUUACUGCAUAAGUAUGCAGUGCAACUUGAGGAGCAGCCUGCAGCAUUUCCAAGCUGGCAAGGUUUGGUGCACUUCAAUGGCAUCCUACAUCUCCUAUGGAUGCUCCACAGCUACUUAGAAUUGGACAGUCUCAUUGGGCUGGACAUGCACACUGACAGGACCCUUGAAUUGAUAGAGAGGGAACAGUUGGUUUUUGGAAGUGAGCUAAAGGAGUAUGUCUCCCAUGUGGCUAAUGGUGAGCUAGCAGGACACCUCAAAAUGGACUGGAAUUUUCCAAAGGUCCAUCUUUGGAAACAUGUCAUGUGGGACAUUCAGAAUAAAGGAGCAGCCCAUAACUACAGCACUCAGCCCAAUGAGAAAAUGCAUGGCUCACUUAAAGAUGCAUAUCAGGACUGCUCAAAUGGUAAGGAUGUUGCCAUUCAGGUCCUUCAUGUUGAUCACCACCACUUAGCCAUGAAACUAAUUAGGAACCAGGUGGAUGCUGAAGCCAAUCAUACACAGCAAGAUCAUGAUGAUGAUGAUAUUGAUGGUGGGGGUGAUGAGGAUGUCCUCAUGAGUUUCAGUGAGCAUGUUAAGCUCAGUUCACUGCAGUCACCAAAGAGCAUUCAAUUGAUCAUUCAUGAUCAUGCUUCACAGCAAGAAUUCCAAGGUUUCCAUCAGAAGUUUACUUGGUUCAUCAAUCAGUGCCUUCCUAUCUACCUCAAUCACAACUGGAAUUCUUGGAAAAAUAUCUCAUUUGCCAAAACACUCCAGUUGCAGGAACAUGCUUACCUCAAGGUCAAUUACGAAUCAAGGAUGGACUAG
Messenger RNA from Pisolithus orientalis, 1041 nucleotides. RefSeq lists its product as uncharacterized. Bases 1 to 1041 code for a protein of 346 amino acids. The record is from RefSeq and is a predicted model, not a curated record. The transcript has 7 exons. NCBI's taxonomy places the organism in Eukaryota, Fungi, Basidiomycota, Agaricomycetes, Boletales, Pisolithaceae.